AUGGCCAACGGGAAGAGGAGACACCGGGACAGUGAAGAUGAAGAGAUGAACAAGGAGCAAAUCAAGAAGGCCUCCAUGGACUCUACCAAUUACGAUUUUUUCCAUGAUAAACCCGAAGGCGAACAGUUCAAUGUGUUCCCACAGAUACUCGAGAUUUGUGCUUCGUCAUUCACACAACCUCAGCCUCGGCCUCAGACUGAACCCAAACCUCCGCGCUGGAAACACAUCGAGCGUGACAACCGCAUCUACGUCAACCUAGAUGAGUUGGACAUUCGAGGUGUUCAGGUCUUUGCGAAUUGGAGCAUGGACCACGAGAAGCCUACCUUGAUCGCCAUCAACGAUAAUGAGGGAGACAUCCUAGACGAUGUCAUCGUAUGUUAUCUCACAGCUCGCAGAUUGCGCGCUUACUUGCUGUGCGAUCUCAUUCUCUUCGAAGCUUGUGAGAUUGGAAAGGAAACAGAACUGAUCGCCAGAGAAGAUCAGAUCAUAAAAGCGCCGGAAGACGCCCUCCGCAUCUUCCUAGCUACACUUGUAGCCUACAAACGCCGCAAUGGCUUGGCCAAUCUGAUCACAGGAAAAGAUCCUCGCUCAGACAGGCAGCGAGCCAGAUUCAAUCGUUUGCCUGAAGACUUCCAGUUUGAUCUGAUGAAUGAGCUUUCCAAAAACUCAGCAGCACAAAACCAGUGCUACAGACCAAGAAGAUUCCUGAAGGUUGUGGCAUAUCACAUGCAGAAGAAACAAGAGAAGAGAGCGGCUGCCGAACGAGCUCGUCUUGAGGCAAGAGGAAGUAGAGAGUCGCCUUUGUUUGUCGGCGAAGAGGACGAGGAAUAA
Messenger RNA from Aureobasidium musti, 831 nucleotides. NCBI's taxonomy places the organism in Eukaryota, Fungi, Ascomycota, Dothideomycetes, Dothideales, Saccotheciaceae. The record is from the annotation of a GenBank genome assembly.